Colletotrichum scovillei is the source of this 568-nucleotide messenger RNA. RefSeq lists its product as uncharacterized. The record is from RefSeq and is a predicted model, not a curated record. Lineage: Eukaryota; Fungi; Ascomycota; Sordariomycetes; Glomerellales; Glomerellaceae. The transcript is spliced from 2 exons. Bases 101 to 568 code for a protein of 155 amino acids.
AGUCUCUCAACAUCCAACGUUGCUCUCUGCUUCGCCGCAAGCAUCCGUUUUCAGUCGUCAGAUUCAGAACACAUUUGAACUGGACACAAACCGAACGAACAUGGAGAACAAGGUGAAUCCCUCAAUGGAGUCCAUCUCAUCGCAAAUGGACACGGAGGGGAAAAGCCGGGAAGAAAUGAUAGCCGAGUCCGUCAAGAAGAACGAAGACGUCCAAAAUCUUUAUCCUCAAGUUGACUUCAAGGGAGCCGUUCUUGAGCCUACCAUUCAUUUGACUUAUGAUAUUCAGGAACACGUUGACGAACCAAACCAAAGAAGAUACAAUACGUUGAUUGCGGAGAUGCUUGAGCGUACCUCGGAGCCAGAUCUAGCUGAAAGAUUACUUUGGGAAGCGAGGGAGUGUCUCACUGGCUACCCAGACAUCUUGGCUCAGUUCGAUGCGAUAUUUCUGGGCCAACGCUCUGCUUCAAGUGUCAUAAGGGAACUACACGAAUGUAUGAUGAUGAAGAAGACGGUGGAAAGGCGGAUGAGUCAACAAGUUAAUGACGUGGAAAAAGGAGAAAUUUCUUAA